AUGUCCAAAUGGAUAAAAGUUGAUCCGGCGAUAUUGUUAGAGACAGGAAAUAUCAUCGCUUCCGUCCAUCAUGGAGGAGCAAAUUGUUUCUAUGAAGCUAUUGGGACGGGAAUUCCUCAAGUCGUAUUACCCAUGUGGGUCGAUCUCUAUGAUUAUGCAGUAAAGGCUGAGUACCUGGGUGUGGGGGUUUGGGGUAGUAGGAAGGCGGCUCCUUAUUGGAAAGCGGACGAAUUAAGCACUGCAUUUUUGCAAGUCGUAGGGGAUAGCGAAGAGGCAAUUUCGAUGCGCAAAAAAGCAAGGGAAUUAAGUUUACCAUACAAAGCAAAGCCAGGUCGCAUAACCGCGGCUCACGAACUGGCAAAAUUAGCACGAUCCCCAGGCUCGUCACUGUGA
Molecule: messenger RNA, 393 nt
Organism: Botrytis sinoallii
Lineage: Eukaryota; Fungi; Ascomycota; Leotiomycetes; Helotiales; Sclerotiniaceae
Exons: 2
Coding region: 1-393 (130 amino acids)
Source: RefSeq, a predicted model, not a curated record